Molecule: messenger RNA, 2785 nt
Organism: Temnothorax curvispinosus
Lineage: Eukaryota; Metazoa; Arthropoda; Insecta; Hymenoptera; Formicidae
Gene: shams
Product: glucoside xylosyltransferase 1
Exons: 2
Coding region: 255-1367 (370 amino acids)
Biological process (GO): protein O-linked glycosylation via N-acetylgalactosamine
Molecular function (GO): UDP-xylosyltransferase activity
Source: RefSeq, a predicted model, not a curated record
UUUAUGACACUUGACCGGGAGGCGGGAGGUUAUACCGUAAAUAUGGCGCUCGCCAUUACUUGAGGACGACGCGAGACGCGACGUCAACUACGCGACACUGGGGAUCCGUUGUGUUCCGCAACGUUCCGCGGAUUUUAUCGUCGGCUUCCAGGAGGGGUCCAAGAUGCGGUCAGGUCACUGCCGACGUCGCGCAGCUAAUUCAUGUCGCGAUUUUGCACGGUUUGAAGCAUAGAACGCGACGUCGAGGCGACGCGAUGAAAUCCGUAUACAAGUUGUUCCUGCUGUGCCUUAUCCUCGCCGCGCUGAUAAUCCUGCUCAACGUGACCGCCAAUUUCUCCAACAAGGUAUACGACCAGCCGGCCGCGAGCAGGGAACGCCUGGCGCUCACGAGGAAGUCGUCCCCGGGUGGCGCGUCCGCGUCCGCGGGCGAGGUGACGAUAUGCGUGGUGGUGUGCGGGGACAGGCUGCACGAGGCCCUGACCAUGCUGAAAUCGGCGCUGGUCUUCGCCAGCAGGCCCCUGCAGUUCGUCAUACUGGCGGAGCAGAAUCUGAUACCGGCCUUCAGCGAGAAGCUGUCGGAGUGGCGGCUCAUAUCCAAUAAGACCUUUGACUUCCUGGUGCGGCCCAUCACCUUCCCGGACGGCAGCGACGUGGCCAUGUGGAAGAAGCUGUUCAAGCCCUGUGCGGCGCAACGAUUGUUCCUACCGACCGUGCUGAACGACACAGACGCGGUGCUCUACGUGGACACGGACACCCUGUUCUUGGCGCCGCCGGAGAAGGUCUGGGACGAGUUCAGGAAGAUGAACGCCAGCCAGCUGGCGGCCCUUAGUCCGGAGCACGAGGAUCCCAACACCGGCUGGUACAAUCGAUUCGCCAAGCAUCCGUAUUACGGCAAGCUCGGCGUCAAUUCCGGGGUGAUGCUGAUGAAUCUGACGAGAAUGAGGGAGUUCCGGUGGACGGAAUACGUGAUUCCCAUUCACAAGGAGUACAGACUGAAGAUAACCUGGGGCGACCAAGAUAUCAUCAACAUAAUAUUCCAUUAUCAUCCGGAGAAGCUGUACGUUUACUCGUGCCGUUACAACUAUCGGCCGGACCACUGCAUGUACAUGUCGGUGUGCGCGGAAGCGGAGAGGGAAGGCGCUCUGGUGCUGCACGGCUCGCGCGGCACGUUCCACUCGCAGAAACAGCCGCCCUUCAAGGCGGUCUAUCGGGCCAUGCAGGAGUACCAGCUGAACACGGACCCGUACGACGAGCUGCUCGUGCCGAUGAGGAAUUACCUGGCGAUGGAGGACAAGUCUAACUGCGGCCACGUCUCGAAGGUGUUCAUCAUCCAGCCGGAGCUACAUCUGGCUGCCCGUAACUUCUAAAACUUUCUCACUCGAUCGUGAACGAAAUUACGUACUCGCGCGAGCGAGUUUUGUCUUUGUAUCUUUUUUAUAAAACUUUUUAGAUGCUCGUUUUUGUUGAUUGAGAUAUGGUUAAUUGACAUGCGGAUAUAUUGAAGCAAUAACGAAUAGGGUGUAAGCAUUCGUAUACGUAUUUCGCGAAGUCACUUUCGGCCGUAAACGUAAUAUUAUCUGCGUUCUUCCCGUCUCGGAAUUCUCUUAAGAGAGAUUUUAGACCCUAAAAAUACUUAACUACAUAAAUACUUAUAUAUACAUACUUACGUGCGUACUCUUAACACAUUAUGGAUUGGAAUACUUGAAGAAAUUAAAAUAUAAGGGGCCAUCGUGAUGUAUGUAAGCAUCCUGCUUCGUUACAUCUUUAUGAGACCAUGUACUGUAAUUUCGCGAUACGUAAACAAAAAUAAUACGACGUAUACAAAUUAUACCAAUUAACGUUAUCCGAUCGUAUAUGUUCGCGGGCAACUAUACGAAUUUACGCGGCCCGUCCACAAUGUGUUAAGUCAAAGAGUCUAGACUCUUGAGAGAUUCGCGAAGCGUAAUUCGCGCGCAAAUUAGAGAGUAUAAACGUGUUAAUUUCCAAGCGAUUCCAUAUAGACUGAACUUUUUCUAUAGUGCAUUUGAGUUUUUUUGUUGACAAGUGCGCUAUGUUGUUACUGUUUGUACGAGGUGCGAUGCGGCGAAUAUGUUGUUAUGCAAUAUUUAUCCGAUAUACCUUUGGACAAUACUCGAGCGGUGCUGGGCGAUCGGCGCUUAUCUUUGGAGUACUCGGCCCUUAGGCAAGAUAUUAUCUCUCGCGAUAUCGCUACGUUGGAUACACUUGACGAAAGAGAUGCUGUCAUUUUCCUUGAUAUUCGAGGUUUCCACGAUAUUAUUAAUAUUAUUAUACUAAUAAUAAUGGAAAGAGUGAAACUUGAAAGAAGAAAUCCAUCGUUAAUCGUCGAUUUUUCCGUUUACACAGGCCCCACACGUGCAAUCUGUCGGAGAUAAGCCCUGAUCGCGACGCGGGACCACUUUGAUAGUGGCUCGCGUCCGGUUUCGAAAAUAUCUCAAAUCGGAGAAUGAAUCUGUUUCUUUAUCCCUAGGAAAAAUAUAAUAUUGGAGUAUACUAUAUUUUCAAAAUAAGCGUCUCGAAUUUUAACGGGACAGUAAUUGAUAAUUGGUAAGUAUGAGUAUAUGAAUUAUAGUAUUAUAUACGUAUAAUGAAUUGAAAUUCCGGCGAGAGUGUUCACAUUUUUACAAAUUUCCCACGAUCUUUUGUACGGUUUUGUACGAUACGCAUUUUGCAUCGUUGCAACGACUCGACGAUACGAUGCCAUUUGUGAUAAUUUUCUUAUAGGUAUUGUACAAUGAAGCUUAAAUAAAAGAUCUGUCUAAAUAUA